This is a messenger RNA of Acytostelium subglobosum LB1, 639 nucleotides long. RefSeq lists its product as hypothetical. The transcript has a single exon. The coding region runs from base 1 to 639 and encodes 212 amino acids. Lineage: Eukaryota; Evosea; Eumycetozoa; Acytosteliales; Acytosteliaceae. The record is from RefSeq and is a predicted model, not a curated record.
AUGGACGCUACUACAACAAUUGAAUCCAAGGCCACAGCUGUGGUCGACCAGAUUUGGAGUCUGUUGGCAACUGGUAUGGAGGAGGUAUAUAUUGGCGAGGACAUCUCGCAGUUGGAGCAUGCUCUGCAGGCUGCCAACUCGGCUGCCUCUGCCGCAUGUGACGACGAGACUGUUCUCGCCGCACUCUUGCACGAUAUUGGUCAGUUCGUCGUCGCCCACGAUAUGCAGCAACAGAUGUUAAUGACUGACGAGUCGGGCAACACAGUCAGUGUUGGCGCUCACGGCCACGAGCACAUUGGUGGCAAGUACCUGCGCGACCUCGGCUUCUCAGACAAGGUGGCUCAGCUUGUGGAGGCUCACGUCAAUGUCAAGCGCUACUUGACCGGCAAGGAUGAUCAGUAUUACAGCUCGUUAAGCGAGGCGAGCAAGUCAUCACUGCGAUUCCAAGGUGGUCCAUUCAAUGCCGCCGAGGUCGCCCAGUUCGAGGCCUCCGACUACUUUGCACUCAAGGUUCAGCUCAGACGAUGGGAUGAUGCAGCCAAGGUUGUUGGUAUGGUGACCCCAGAUCUCGCAUCCUACCGCUCGAUGGCCAUCAAUCACUUGAUCAAGCAGCAGAGCGCUGCUGGUCUGGUCCAAUAA